GUUAGUAAUGUCUAAGUAAUCAGCUUAUCAAUAUCUCUUCUUGUUCAAAAUUGUAUUCAAGUGCAAUAAUGUUUUCUCAAAUUAAUAUGGAUAAAAAUUUUCUUAAGGAAUAUGGAGAAUUAUGCAUAAAUUACAACGUUACUGAUGUAGCUAUGGGGUGUCCAGAUUAUAAGCCUGCAUCAUUUGUUGAAAAUGCUCUUAAUGGAAUUGUUCACAACCAUCGUGUUUUUGAGCAUCAAUAUACCGAUCCAAAUGGUUAUCCAAGUCUUGUGCACAAUUUCUCAAAGGUGUAUUCACAACUGCUAAACAAAAAUUUAACUAAAGAAGAAAUAUUGAUAACUGCUGGAUCUAGUGAAGCACUGUUUUGUGCUGUUCUUAGUUUGGUAUCUCCUGGUGAUGAAGUCAUCAUAUUUGAACCAUUCUUCAUGGUGUUUGAAACCCUCGUGAAAAUGGCGCAAGGUUUUCCCAAAUAUUCAAAAUUGAAAUGGAUGAACAUUAAUCCGAAAAAUCAAACUUCGGCUGAUUGGAAAGUUGAUCAAGAAGAAUUGUCGCAAUUAUUUAACGAAAAAACCAAAGUUGUUAUAGUAAAUACUCCUCACAACCCUACGGGAAAAGUAUUUACCUAUGAAGAACUUACUAUUAUUGCUGAUUUAUGUAAAAAAUGGGAUGUUAUAUGCAUAGCCGAUGAAGUGUACGAGCAUAUGGUGUAUAAACCAUGCAAACAUAUUAGAAUUGCUACACUUCCCGAUAUGUUCGAAAGGACGGUCACUAUAGGAGCUUGUGAAAAAUCGUUUGGAGUCACUGGUUGGCAGGUUGGUUUUGCAUAUGGAGAUCAACGUUUGAUUGAGAAAUUACAAACUCUACAUCAGUAUACAGUUUUCUCUGCUUGCACGCCAAUACAAGCGGCAUUUGCAAAAAUUUUUCAAGAAGUAUAUGAUAGGAUGAUGAAUAGUAAGUCAUAUUUUGAACUUUUUGGAGAAGAUUUGAAAGAAAAGCGUGAUUAUUUUCUUAAAAAUUUACAUGGGACCGAUUUCAAUCCAAUUGUUCCAGAAGGAGGAAUGUAUGUCAUGAUAGAUAUAUCUAAACAUGUGGCUGGAACUGAUCUAUCCGAGGAACAAGACACAUUUUUGGACGAAAAGUUUAUCAAACGACUAGUAAAAAAGCAUUCAUUAAAAGUAUUUCCUUUAACAAUUUCCUGCACCAAAGAUAAUAAAAAAAAAUUUGAAACGUUUAUAAGAAUUUGUUUUGUUAAGGAACUUUCUACGUUGGAUUCUUGUUUAUCCAUUCUUAAGAGAUUCGGUAGUGUUGAACAAGAGCUAAAAGAAAACAUAGCAACCUAAAGUUGUCAGAAUUCACCUCCAAAAGUUUAAGCAAGAUAAUAAUUGUAUUAUAUACCAUUGUACUAUUUUUUAUAUAGGUGGAAUUAAAACUUUUUUCCAAUAGAA
Diorhabda sublineata is the source of this 1445-nucleotide messenger RNA. Its product is annotated as kynurenine aminotransferase-like. Bases 69 to 1340 code for a protein of 423 amino acids. The record is from RefSeq and is a predicted model, not a curated record. Gene Ontology annotation, biological process: biosynthetic process. NCBI's taxonomy places the organism in Eukaryota, Metazoa, Arthropoda, Insecta, Coleoptera, Chrysomelidae. Gene Ontology annotation, molecular function: pyridoxal phosphate binding; L-kynurenine:2-oxoglutarate transaminase activity. The transcript has 8 exons. Gene Ontology annotation, cellular component: mitochondrion; cytoplasm.